Molecule: messenger RNA, 4269 nt
Organism: Belonocnema kinseyi
Lineage: Eukaryota; Metazoa; Arthropoda; Insecta; Hymenoptera; Cynipidae
Gene: uex
Product: metal transporter CNNM4
Exons: 14
Coding region: 151-3084 (977 amino acids)
Biological process (GO): magnesium ion homeostasis; transport
Cellular component (GO): plasma membrane
Molecular function (GO): transmembrane transporter activity
Source: RefSeq, a predicted model, not a curated record
AAAUGGGGCACAAGCAAGAAUUCAAUUGACAAACAUACAUCUCGGGUAAAACAUGGUGCUGUACUGACUGUUCCUCUCUCUCGAUAAGAGCGGUAGAGUUGGAGAGGUUAUAAAUACGGACAGAGUGCGAGAAAAUUCAACAAUCGCACGAUGGCGCAACAUGUACAUCACUCGUGGAUGCCGGUUGUUGUUUUACUUAUUCUUGCAGUUUUCCAGUUCCAUCUAGCAAAUACUCACGUUUUGCUGCCCCGGGUCAGCACAUUCUCGGAACCCUCGGCCUCGAUAAAAAGUGUACGUUUAACCGAUUCUCAAACUUUGCCCGCGAGUGAAUCAGUCGUGCCCAAGUUUGGAAUUCUUGUGGAACUUGAUGGAACGGAUCUACAGGAUGAUCUCGAGCUUUCCUGGUCUGUCAACGAGAGAGACUGCAAUUCAAAAAAUGGCCUACGGAAAAUAUGGAGAGCCGGCGAGGGUCAGCGUUCUGUUUACGAAUUCCAAGAUGACCGCGUCUUUGAGGUUAAAGUGGUCUAUUUUUGCACCAAGGCGAAGACCGAGGAAAAAUGGAUCAACCUCGGCAAAAAUUUUGCCGUGAGUCCGAAAACCAAACCUAUACACUCACGUGUACAUCGUGAGUAUUCAGCGGAUGAAAAUUUUGGUUUUGAUGAUCCAAUACCCAUCGCAAAAACGGAGACAGACAUCAGAAUAAGGGGUGUCAGGAUAGAAACGUCUGAGAAACAUACCGAAUAUGAUGAUAACGGUGUUCCACACGUUUUAAUUAAUCGCCAAAUAGUGAUACGAAUAUUUGGUACAGGAAUUACAGAAGAUGUAGAAAUUGCAUUCACAAAUACGCGUGCCAAAAGAGGCGACAAAUGUGAGAGUCUGCAGACGGAAAAAUACCCUGUUGAAAGUGUGGAGGACAACACAGCUCUUGUCUCAGUAAAAUUUCCUCACACAGCCGAAUAUUUCAUCUGUGCAAAUCACAAGUCCAACGGCACAGAUCCUAGAUCUGAACUAAUCACUAUUGCCAGACACCAGGGUAUUGAAAAUUACAUUAUUAUUCGCGCAUACGAAAAAACACUGCCAUUAUGGGCCUCCAUAAUAAUCAUCCUCACUUGUUUGAGUUUCUCUGCUCUCUUUUCGGGUCUCAAUUUGGGACUGAUGUCUUUGGACAGAACAGAAUUGAAGAUUCUGUGCAACACUGGAACAGAAAAAGAGAAACAAUACGCUAGGACAAUAGAACCUGUGAGAAAUUUGGGCAAUUAUUUAUUGUGCUCAAUUCUCUUCUCUAAUGUUCUCGUCAAUUCGAUAUUUACUAUCGUUUUGGAAGAUCUAACAUCUGGACUCGUAGCUGUUAUUUGCACAACUCUCGCCAUCGUUAUUUUUGGUGAAAUUUCACCCCAAGCAAUUUGUAGUAGACAUGGCUUAUGUGUGGGAGCCAAAACUAUCUACAUAACAAAACUCACGAUGAUCUUGACUUUUCCUCUAAGUUACCCGAUAAGUAAAAUUUUGGAUUUUCUCCUUGGCGAAGAAAUUGGCAAUGUCUACAAUCGGGAACGUUUGAAGGAACUUGUCAAGGUGACUACCGGUUUCAACGACUUGCAAAAGGAGGAAGUAAACAUUAUUUCUGGUGCUUUAGAGUUAUGUAAGAAAACUGUGGCAGAUGUGAUGACUCGAAUCGAUGAUGUUUACAUGUUGGACUAUAGCGCUAUUUUGGAUUUUGAAACAGUCUCGGAAAUCUUGAAAUCAGGAUUUUCUCGUAUACCUAUAUAUGAUGGAGGCCGAAACAAUAUUGUUUCGAUAUUGUAUAUAAAGGAUUUGGCCUUUGUGGAUCCUGAUGAUAAUAAGCCGUUGAAGACUCUAUGUGAAUUUUACAAGAACCCCUGCAACUUUGUGUUUGAAGAUGUUACAUUGGACGUGAUGUUUAAACAAUUUAAAGAAGGGCACAAGGGGCAUAUGGCGUUUGUUCAAAGAGUCAAUAACGAAGGCGAAGGUGAUCCUUUUUAUGAGGUUAUCGGUUUAGUAACUCUUGAAGACGUCAUUGAAGAAUUGAUUCAAGCCGAGAUAAUGGAUGAAACCGAUGUUAUCACCGAUAACAGAAGCAAGAGAAAGAGAAUCAAACCACGGAAUCAGGACUUUACCAUUUUUGCAGAGAAGAACGAAAAUCAACGUGCUCAUAUAUCGCCACAGAUGAUGUUAGCCAUGUUCCAGUAUUUGUCAACCGUUGAACCCUUCAAGCCUGACACGAUUUCGGAAGGCAUUUUACGUCGUUUGUUGAAGCACGAUGUUGUUUAUCACAUCAAGGUGAAAUCGAGAGAGAAAGCACGACAGGACGCAUCGACGCUCAUUUACCAGCAGAAUAAACCAGCCGAUUAUUUUAUUCUCAUCCUGGAAGGUCGGGUGGAAGUUACUAUGGGAAAAGAAAACUUGACUUUCGAGAGCGGCCCUUUUACCUACUUUGGAACACAAGCUCUCGCAAUUAAUGUCACUGCCCUUGAAUCACCAGUCGCCGCGAAUCCAGUUGCAAUGGGAAGCAUCCACUCGUUAAAUUUAACCGCAAUAGCUCGUCACACUUUUACACCGGAUUAUACAGUUCGAGCAGUGACUGAACUGAUUUACGUCAAGAUCAAGAGGUCACUCUACCUUGCCGCAAAACGAGCCACUCUUUUAGAAAGGAGUCAAAAAGAUAUUUCGCCUAGCACGGAUCAGUUUGAUGACGAAGUAGAAAAGCUGCUACAUUCUUUGGACGAGGAUGAUCGCAGCGUACCAGAAUCUCCGAUUUUACCAAAAGAUAAAAUUUUCGACCAAGUGAUUGAGGAUCAACAGCAGACACCAUUUCAUAAGGUGACAUCUUUACCCGUGCUUCAGCCUGUGAGCGCUAGCCCAAUCACAAAUUCCAAAUUUGUUUCACCUCGCAGUGAUAACAAUGGAACAAUAAAAAGCUCGCCCAUUAAGACCACCAGUUUAUCGAGUUCUCCUGACGGGCCUUGUGUGGAUAUGCAAGGCGAGUCCGUGAGACUUCUGCCUGGAAAGACGUCAUCUGAAGAUGGUGAACGAACAACUCUCUUACAGAACGAAGAGAAUUCUUAACACUUGCAGAACGGCCGAUGGAAUGGGGCAUCGGUUGAACAUCAAGAGACAGCCACAAAAUUGCACAACAAAGGUCAGGAAAGUUUAGCGUGACACACGCUAAAACGUUUUUAGCUAUAACUAUUGAAUUACUUAGGUUUAGGAUACAAGUCGCAAUCCUCUGUGUAUUUUAAAUUGCAUUCAAUUGAUAUUUAUUGGUAUAAAUAUCAUUAUUUAAUCACGCAGCGUUAAAGCUGUACCCAUCCCUGUCAUUUGAGAUGAGAUUUAUUACACUCAGGGACUGGAUGUCAAAUUUUCACCACCUCCACCCAUUGUAAGAAAGAAUGGUCAUUCCAAUAAACUAGGGGAGAAGUCUACAGUAGAUAAUUCAUCUACAGUUGAUAAUCAUUUCAAAAUAAUUCAUUUAAUAGUAGAGUGAACUCCCACGUAUUCCAAGGGCCGUGAAACGUAAAAAUUCGGAUAUUUCAAAUCUGCAGGGUUAUUUUUGUCAAGCGACGUUUAUUGGCCGCUCCACACUUCGGGCCUCUUUUUAAUUGGCCAGCCACUGACGCGGACGAGACCGUACAAGGGCAGUGGUGGGAGUGAAUAGACAUCACCACUUGCAAUAGGCAAGCGGGAGAUACUUGGAAUAAGUGAUAGUUCACUCUAAGUAGUAUAUUAAAAUUAAUUAUUUUACAAAAAUUAUUACCCUAAAUGAAUGACUAUCUACUAUAGAUUUAUUAUCUACAUAAAUUUAGCUCACAUGAACAAAAACGGCAAGUACAAACCGAGGAUCAUUAGUCGUUAAAUCUCGCGUAGAAUUCAAUUUUAAUUUUGCAAACGGCCAACAUUGUCGUUCAAAAGAGCCUUACUUCCAGUCGUGCUCAAUCUAUUAGGGUGCCCAUUAUAAAUUAAAUAUUUUUGAAAAAUAAAAGCCCCCCACCCCAGUGUAUACAUUUUAAGAAAGUAAUUAACUCCCAUUUUUGUCAUAUAAUUAUUGAUUAAAGUUAUGUACAGUAUAAGACUUAAAAAGAAACAAAUAUGUUUUAAAAUGUUUAAAAAUUGCAGAAUGGAAAUACCGUAGUUACUUAAAUUCUAACAAAUGUUGUGGAAACCCCCUUAAAUUAUUAUUUUGGAAAAAACGCCAUCCUAUUGUAUCUCUCUUUAAAAAAAAAGUUUUUUUGGAUAUGCUCAAAGCAUUUAAAG